This is a messenger RNA of Parasteatoda tepidariorum (common house spider), 523 nucleotides long. RefSeq lists its product as uncharacterized. NCBI's taxonomy places the organism in Eukaryota, Metazoa, Arthropoda, Arachnida, Araneae, Theridiidae. The record is from RefSeq and is a predicted model, not a curated record.
GAAAAGAAAAACUUGCACCUUUUUCAGCAAUUAUGAUUUCCUCAUUUCAAAUUAUUUUCUUUUGCGUUACUUUCUGCGUUGUUACAAACGCGUUUGAUGCUGGUAAGUUGCAACCUUUAACUCCGUCCGAAGAAGAAAAAGAAAUAUGCAAAGACAACGCUUAUGGAAGAGAAAUAACAUUCAUGUACAAAAAAGUUUGGAACACAUGCCAUAUUCAAUGUUUGUAUGAAGGUGAGAGUAAAGCUGAAGCAUUUUUCACUCCUGACGGUCAACUUUGUUGCGAUAUUGUAGGAAUAGGACCGACUGGGGAUACAGUUUAGAAUUCGUCGCUAUACACAGUAAAAAGCAGCAAAUGGAAUUGCUACAAUGGCAAAUGUGUGCCUUUUUGGAGACAAUUGGCUGAGAACCUUUGAAAUAAUUUUCAAUGAAUAUACAACUUAGAUUUUUAAGAUUGAUUUGUUUUUGAGAAAUAUUUUGCGUUUUUUCGUUUUAUAUACAAUUUUAUUAAACAAAUAUAUUUUUA